GUCCCCUGUGCGUUUGAGAGGCAGACAAGCCACAGAAUAGGCCACACACCUUCACGCAAAGAGUCGUCAUCGGAGACGGUCUUUCUUUCUUUCUCCGCAAAAAAAGUUAGUGAUCUAUCGCGCGCGUUAGCUGUCAAAAGUGGUAUAAAGUGGUGACCAACGAAGCCUACACGGUGGGCGGAUAGUGGAAUAAUCGGGGGUUGAAUCGCGGGGUUUAGUGUUCCCGGUGAGACGGAUUUGGCCGUGGCUUGUCCCGGAAAAAAGAAGAUCCGGAGGCCACACUCACACACACGAGAGGAGGGAGAUCUUAUAUUCUCACUUGUGUGCGGUACCGACUUGGACGGAUUACGGGCAAAUGGGAAACCGUACUGUACCGAGUACCGACAGGAAUCUGGUGAAUAACUGCUUUUAGACGGGCGACGUUGCCCACUGUGAUGAGUUGACUCGUACGAACCAGUGUAAAAAGAGGAUAGUCACGAUGGAGUCCGCGAACCAGGAACCGGCCGAUGAUCCGGUUCCACCGAAGUGAACCUUAGUCGAAGAAUCUCCAUCACCAGUGGAAUAAAUCAAUUUUGCGAAAAAAAGUAUAAAACAAACGUAAACAGUGAGACUGGUCGGAACAACGAAUCCGAAAACUAGCGUUAGAACUAAACAAAACCCCCUCUAAAAUGACUUCGUGUGUCCUCGCGCAAGCUACGUGAAAACAAGUGAAACAAAAUCUAGCGAACCAAGUUUAAAGUUAAGCGCGGGUACUGAACUCCCGCCCCCCAACCGAUGGACUCAUCUCAGGGCGCGAACCUAGCGCCCGGCCAAGAGAUUCGAGUCGUCAGUGCCUCCGUAGUGGCCCAGCUGCAGGCCCAGGGAUUGCAGGGCAAUGAACUCAACGCGGCAAUUAUGGCUGCUUCGCAGCCCCAAAGCGCAACGCAACAAGUGUUGCAGCAGCAACAGCAGCAACAACAUCAGCAGCAACAAGCCCAGCAGCAAGCCCAACAGCAAGCCCAGCAACAGGCUCAGCAGCAAUCGGCGGUCCAGGCGGCCCAGCAGAUGCAGCAACACCAACAAGCUGUCCAGCAGCAACAGGCUUCUGCCGUAGCUGCCGCCCAGCAACAGCAGCAGCAACAGGCGCAAGCCCAGCAACAGAGCCAGCAGCAACAACAGCAGCAGCAACAAGCCCAGCAGCAAGCGGCGGUGGCGCAACACCAGGCCCAAAUGCAGCAAGUUCAGCAGCUCACCCAGGUCGCGCAACAGCAGCCUCAGGUGAUUACGCUGCAGCAGUUGCAGAACUUCUUGCCCCAGCAUCAGCUGAACACGCUCACGACGGCCGAUGGAACGCCGGUGCAGGUGGCGCAAACGUCGGCGAACACCACCCCGGUGGGAACUCCGGUUAAGACGUUCGUCACGUCCCCGCAGCAGAUCCAGCAGCCGCAGAUCCUGAACCUGCAGGGACUGCCCCAGCAGUUCCUCCAGGGCGGACAACUCAUCCAGAACCCCAACGGAAUGUUCCAGAUGGUUCAGCCGCUGCAGACGAUCAACGUGGACGGGCAGGAGACGCUGUUCGUGCCCGGUGGCAUCCAGAACAACCAGCUCGCCGGCGCCCAGGCGGUGCAGAUCAACGGCCAGCAGGCGUUCCUAACCCCGUCUGGUCAGCUGAUACGGGCGCCCAACGGAGUUAUCCCCGGAAACUUCCUGCAGAACAUGGCCCAAGCAGUGCAGCUUCCCAACGCUGGUCAGGCUACGCUUUCUAUCCCGGGAACUAAUAUAACAAUCCCCCUGGGUACGACAAGCACGGCAAAUGUUCUAGCGCAGCAGCAGCAGCAGCAGCAGCAGCAGCAGCAGCAACAACAGCAGCAGCAAGCUCAGCAGCAGGCUCAAAAUCAGCAGCAGCAGCAACAGGCGCAAUCUCAACAGCAGAAUCAGCAACAAACGGCGCAGCAGCAGAAUGUCCAGCAACAACAGCAACAGCAGCAGCAGCAGAUACAGGUCCAGGCGCAACAAGCUUCCCAGAUUCAGCAGCUUCAACCGGCGACCAUCACGAUCCCCGGUACCAACAUACAAAUACCGAACUCGGCCGUUACCGCUCAGAACAUUUUGCCUAACAAUAUAACUACCAUUAAGCUGGAAGGAGGUCAAAAUGUGCAAGUCCGACCGGCCGGCGGGAUGCCCCAGAUGGUGCAGUUUCCGAUGCAGCAGACCAUUCCGGUGCAGGUGCCCAUCUCCACCGGCAACGGUCAAACGGUCUACCAAACCGUCCACGUGCCAAUACAAGCAAUCGGCUCGGCGUACGUCCAGCCGCAGAUGCAAGUGAUACCCCAGAUCCCCCAAGUAGCUAAUAUCAUCACCCCGAACGGCCAGAUCCAGCAGGUUCAGCUAACGUCGCUGAACUCGCUGGCCGGUCUGCAGGCAGCUCAAGCGCAGCAAAACAUAAUCCUCCAGCAGCCGCAAAACCUUGCCCAAGCACAGGCCCAGAUGAACGCGGCCAACUCCAUGGUGUCCGGAAUGCAAUCCGCACCAACCGUCCAAUCGGCCGGCACCGCAGAUGGAACCCAGCAAGCCCAAAACCAGCAGCAGCCCCAGCAGCAACAGCAGCAGCAACCCCAACCCCAACCAAUCACGAUCGCGGGACCCCAAGUCGGCCAGCAGAUCACGGUGAUACCGUCGAACAGCCUGCCCCAGCUCCGUCAAAACGCGGCCAACAUCAUCCAGAUGCCAAACAUACCGGGCCUGCAGGCCAUCCCGGUCCAAAACAUCCCCGGCAUCGGAAACGUCCAGGUGAUCCCGACAAAUUUCAUGCAACCGGUUCAACCGCAAACAGUGGCGUCGCAGCCUCAGUUGAACCCGGUCAAUCAAGCAGGGCAAACUAUCUCCCUUCAGCAGGCAGCGGCGCAUCAAUUAUCAAAUAUAAAGCCGGAUCCAAGCGACCCCGGUAAGUGGUUCAUCAAGCAGGAGGCAAUCCCGAUCGCACCACAACCGGCCCCCCCAUCCGGCGGCAACACCAACACCAGUGGCAGUGGUGCCAGUGUUGCCAUCUCGACGGCCAACGUAAACAUCCUCCCGGCACCGUCCCCCCAACCGGCGGCGACGACGACGACGACUACCAAUCCAACCACCCACCACCACCACCAGAUCAAGGGCGAAAUCGUCGCGUCACCGCAAACCACCUCGGUCAACGUGAACAUCAGCGUCGCCGACAACACGGGAAGCAGUGGCAACGAGCAGGUUCCGAAACCCCGCGUCCGCCGGGUUGCCUGCACGUGUCCAAACUGCGAGACGAAGGGCGAGGGGCCGCCCGAUCGCAAGAAGCAGCACAUCUGCCACGUGAGCGGCUGCAACAAGGUGUACGGCAAGACGUCCCACCUGAGGGCGCACCUGCGAUGGCACACGGGUGAACGGCCCUUCGUGUGCUCGUGGAUGUACUGCGGCAAACGGUUCACCCGGUCGGACGAGCUGCAGCGACACCGGCGCACCCACACCGGCGAGAAGCGCUUCCAGUGUCCGGAGUGCAACAAGAAGUUCAUGCGCAGCGACCACCUCUCCAAGCACAUCCGGACGCACAGCAAGCUGAAAAAGGACCACGUGCGGUACCUGCUCGAGUUGGGCGAUUCGAUGAAAUCGGGUGGGCUGAGUGACGAAGGCGAGGAGGACGACAUGGACAUGGACGAGGAGGACCUCAAGCCGGAGGAGGAGGACGACGAGGACAGCGACCCGGUUCCGUUGGGGCAGCUUGCCAAGCCCAAGCUGGAACCGGGCAUGCCUCAGCGGCCAGCUGCGAUGGCAGUUACGACGCUUUCAAGUCCAAACUCCGCGAUGGGACUGAUGAUGGCCGGUGGUCCUGGCGGGGCCACCGCCGGUACCGUCCAACCGGUCGCCGUAUCCAACGGGUCGAGCACCGGAAUCGUCUGGAUUGCGUCCGGCUCUUUGCUGGGUUUGCAACAGCCUCAGCCGCCGCCACCACCACCACCACUCUACAGCAUCAAACAGCUCAACAACUCGCAGGAGGUGGCCAACUCGGCCGCGUCCGCGUCCUCGGACAGCAACGACAGCUCGGACGAGAAGAUGAUGAUCACGCUCGGCAACGACGACGCGGACCAGUCGAUCGACUCGAACUAGCACAUCGAAACGCUGUCCCUACAGCAGCUUGCGUCGUUCGCCGGCUGUGGGCUACCCGUGUACGGACAGUUGUAGGGUGGGGUUGAGGAGGAACGGAACGAGCGGAAAAAGGUGGAAGUAUCACCGAGGUUUCGAACAAAAAAAUAUCUUAGAUAGCGAGAGCAUUUUACACAGCAUCCUGGUUGAGUCGUCCGUUGCAGCUAUUUUAGUUUUGUGCAAGCGUACUUCCCCUUUUUUAAACUGUUCUUGAAAAACUUUGGCAUUUAGAAAAAACUAUUCUAAAAUCCAAAGUUUUUCCACAAAAAAGGUGAUAAAAAUUAUCAGAAGUUCGUUCGUUUUGUAAAAAUCAAACCUUUAUUAUUUCUUCCAUAAAACCGACCUUGUUUAAUGAAUAAAAUUCAUAAUAAAACAUUUAAACUUUUUGAUUUUGUGGAUGAAACAUAAUAAUUUACGUCGACGAGCUACCAAAAGAUAGUUGGUCACCAAAAUUUUGACCAUCUAUUAUUUGAUAUUUCGUCGAGCUUUUGACAGUCUUCUCGAAUACGAUUUCAUUAAAUUUUACAAACUGAUAAAAAAGAGUCAACGUUAGAGAGCAUCCCGCGAUCAAAGGACGAAAUCGUGUUCUACUCUUUUGAGUAAAGCAACAGAAUGUACAGAAAAAAAAAACAUGUAAAAAAAUACGAAAAUGUGACCCGACACGCCGGCUUUUUAGUCCAAAAUGUUGUUAACUCUGGUGGCUGGGCAAGCUUACCGGAAAGGAUCCAGUAUCGAAAUCGAACCAAUUUCUUACCUAGCAGCCCCCCGCCCCUUCGAUGUUCGUGUAUUUGUAAGAUCGCAGACUAUGAGUAGGGUUAAAAAAACGCGCGUAGGCAUAAUUUACCCGAUUUGUUUUCUCUUUUAUUUUUGCUAGCGCCAAUAUGUGUAUUAAUUUAACUUAUUUUUAGCUUGUAGUAACAAAUUGUUGGUUUUAUUAAGUUGUUUGCCGGUCACGCGGCUCCGGAAUCAAAAGCAGAAGAAAAACAGGAAAUUUUACGUACCUUGAAUUUUAGGUUAAAUGUACUUUUUGUGUCUUCAGGUCGGCAGUAGAAUCAUUUUUAAAUCUGUAUUAUAGAAGUUGUGCGAAAUUAGCUACGCGUCGCGUACGGAGCGUAAGUAAAAACCGAAAACAAUAAAUCGAAACAUUUUAAUAUUUUUCAAAAUA
Messenger RNA from Culex quinquefasciatus (southern house mosquito), 5308 nucleotides. RefSeq names its product transcription factor Sp4. Gene Ontology annotation, molecular function: DNA-binding transcription factor activity, RNA polymerase II-specific; RNA polymerase II cis-regulatory region sequence-specific DNA binding. NCBI's taxonomy places the organism in Eukaryota, Metazoa, Arthropoda, Insecta, Diptera, Culicidae. The transcript is spliced from 9 exons. Gene Ontology annotation, biological process: regulation of transcription by RNA polymerase II. The record is from RefSeq and is a predicted model, not a curated record. The coding region runs from base 775 to 4107 and encodes 1110 amino acids.